Condylura cristata (star-nosed mole) is the source of this 7630-nucleotide messenger RNA. RefSeq names its product ring finger protein 24 (gene RNF24). The record is from RefSeq and is a predicted model, not a curated record. Gene Ontology annotation, cellular component: endomembrane system. Gene Ontology annotation, molecular function: zinc ion binding; ubiquitin protein ligase activity. Bases 276 to 722 code for a protein of 148 amino acids. The transcript has 7 exons. NCBI's taxonomy places the organism in Eukaryota, Metazoa, Chordata, Mammalia, Eulipotyphla, Talpidae.
CUCGCCGGGGGCCGCCGCGCGCCGUCUGCCGCCGCCACCUCAGCCGCGCUGGGUCCCGACAGACGCUCGUCGUCCGCAGCCCGCCGCCCCGUAACCUGCCGCCUGGCGCCGAAGCUCCCACACCCCUGCUGUCGCCGCCGCCUCUGUCGGCACACCCGAGACUACUGGAAAACAGAAUACCUUUCAUCAUUGUCCUCAUCCCCUGAGAGAGGAGGGAGCUCUGCAGGUUCCCACAGACGGGCUUGGUCGGACUGCCUGACUUUGUUGUUUCACCCAUGAGCUCAGAUUUCCCACAUUACAACUUCAGGAUGCCUAAUAUUGGAUUCCAGAAUUUGCCUCUCAACAUAUACAUUGUGGUUUUUGGCACUGCUAUAUUUGUCUUCAUCCUUAGUUUGCUAUUCUGCUGCUAUUUGAUUAGGCUAAGACAUCAAGCACAUAAAGAAUUUUAUGCCUACAAACAGGUUAUAUUAAAAGAGAAAGUAAAAGAACUGAAUUUACAUGAGCUCUGUGCUGUGUGUCUAGAAGACUUCAAGCCUCGAGAUGAGUUGGGGAUUUGUCCAUGUAAGCAUGCCUUCCAUAGAAAGUGCCUUAUUAAGUGGCUGGAGGUCCGGAAAGUGUGUCCACUGUGCAACAUGCCAGUUCUGCAGCUGGCCCAGCUGCAUAGUAAGCAGGACCGUGGACCCCCACAGGGGCCCCUCCCUGGGGCAGAGAACAUUGUAUAGUUCAUCAAAAGUCGAACUGUUGCGGUCCGACAUCCGCGUGGAGCCAGAAGCAGCACGAGCGGUCUCUGCGUUGGCUGUUCUACCUGGGGCACCAGCUGCCACUUCCUUUGCCUCAUGAAGAACUCUUGGGCCAACUGAGCUUGGAACCCAGACAUCUGGGUCUAGUGACAACCAAAGCACUCUGACACUCUCCACACCAAGGAGAGGAGUUAGUGAGCCCGGGGGUUUGGUUCAAGAAACUUUAUGAGGUCUCUCGCUAACUUCAUUAGACUCUGUCUCCCAGACACUUUUCUCCAUGGUAAGGUGAAUCCUUACCAAGCAGAAGGGAAGAUAAACACAAGUGUCAGAGAAGGGAAUUUAAGGGCAGGUCCUUAGCACCACUUCCCCCCGAGGACAGAGGAGCUUCUACAGACCGUGCAUGCCUUUGCAGCAGCAAACCCUCCCGGCACCCCCGAGCCAACGAAAACCAGCGGUUACCUCAGCCAAAGCAUGACCAGUCACCAGUGGUUGGUGAGGCAACGCCAACAGGCUGUUCAUGUUACGUUCCUUUGAUAAGGCCAACUUGGAAACCGAGCACUUUGGUAAACACCAGAGCAGCAGUUUCCCUCACCACCAUCCCUCCUACAAGUUCACCAGUUUAUCAAAUCGUCUGAGCUAAAAACAUUAGCUGUAUGUGGAAAGGCCUAGUCAGAAGCCAUUUCCUCUUAUUUACCCCUCCUCAACAGUGGGGCACAGCCAGGCCACCCAUGAGGAGCCCCAGCAUGGGGUGAACCUGAGCCCAUGCUGUCAUGCUGUCCGAGGACCUAGGGAGCCCGGUGCUGUCCACUCCCCACGUCCCAGUGCGGCUCAGGGUCUUGGCCGGCUGCCUCGAGGAUGUGCACGUGAGCCCUUCACACAGGUCCAGGAACAGCAUCUGCAGACGGCCAGUCCUGGCCCAGCGUGCUGAGAGGAGAGUGCUGGCCCCCACCCUUCCCUUGCUCAGUCCCGUCCCCGGCCCUCUUCUUGCCCUGUUUCAACUUAAGAGAAAAUGCCUAUCAUUGGCUUUUUAACAACUUAAAAGUAUCCCAAAUAAGACCCCGGUAAGUGAAGCCGGAAUCCACUUGAACUGUAAAUAGUUCCAGAAGCUCCAGCAGGGCUGUGUACCCAGUGGCGUGUGCCUCAGUGUUUGGACUCGGAUAACUGAUUCCUUAUAGGAGAGAAAUGCAUGCUGCUCUUUGGUUCUUUCUGUCCAGUUUUUCUAGAGACAACUCGGAGUCUGUUAGGAUUCAUGGAUAUUGUAUAAAUUAGCUACCUGAAGCAGCAGUGGGUCAGGUAGAAAAGUCAUGUUCUUUAGCCCUGCCCUCUGCCACCUGUCCCAGGCCCAGAGGCUUCCCCAGCCCACAGGUGUGGGUGAGGUGGUUUCCUGUUGGAAAUUCAGGCUGAGAGAGUGUUUUGCUGCUCUGUUCAUAGCAUGUUUCCGGGAAUUUUUUUCUGGAGCCCAACCUCUACCUUCUUAGAAUGGGAAAGGAAACCUGUCCUGGGCUCAUGUGGUUGGGUCAAAAGAGAAGGGGAAUUCUCAUUCACCUGGAAAAGUGCUGGGCAGAAUCCAGUUUGGAAAAUUACAAAUCAAGUUAGUCCGAAUUGGCUAUUCCACGUGUGCAUCCACUCGUAGUUGGGCCGGACUGCUGCUCACACACGGCUUGGGAGGUCUGCAGUGUCUGCAAGAAAGUUAGCCUGCGUGGCACUGUGGAAGGAACUGUCUGUAUACUCCUGUCACUGUGUUGUUUGUGGUACAAUAGUUGAGUGCUGCACAGCACCCCAUUUACAGUAAAAUGUGAGCAAUGAAGGAACAGGCUUGCUCUGGACAAGCCUCGUUAAUGUCCAACACCCACCGCUGUCCAUAGAGUAGCCUUGGGACAAAUGUCAUCUCUUCAUGUGGGUUCCUGCAGAAAAAUGUGUGCUCCCUACCGCGCAUUAUUUUAAUUCACAGCUUUUGUAGGACUAGUCUUUCAGUUGCAGGCUUUGUCCCUCUGUAUCAGCACCAACCUCACCAACUCCUUGCAUUUAUAGGAAAGCAGAUUAACUAAUCACACUGUGUCACAGCUAAAGGCAAGUGAGGUGGUUGGUGCUAGCACAGAACAAGGAGCACAAAGUCAGGUAGUUCCAGCCAUCAAGACGAAAGCAGAGAAGGUGGUCUACUCUCCUCAGGCGCCAUCACGGAUCGGCUUUGAUCCAUGGGGUGCCUCUGACAUGACCUCAACAUGUGAAUGUAGGGGGCUUUUGAAAAUGCUGCUUCCCCACUGGGGUGGGGUAGGGUGGGGCCGAACACUGAAGUGGGAUGUCCACUCCCCCUGGGCUUGGUGUCCUGCUGCAGUGUGGCCAACAUUCUCAGUCAUGACUGAUGCUGAGGAGCAUGAGUGGAGUGCAGCCACUGCCCGCACCUGCGUAACUGACUGCUGGCCUACUUCAGCGUCUGGUUAAAACCAGGUGUGUGGAAGGACAGUUAAAUCUCUACCCAGAAUUUUCUUUUAAGUGAACUGAGGCUUAUACCUCAGUGACACUGGUGAGGCUGCCCUGUCCACAUCUUCAAGUUUGUGACCUUUGUCAGCUUUUAGUGGGGGGGGGGAGAACUGAGUGAUGACAUGGUGACUUUGUCUUCAGUGUCUUAAGCAGCUCAAAGUUUGGGUGAAGUAUGUUGUAUGGUUAGUGGAGCAGAAUGCAGGCCCCACAUGGACACAGGUAGCAGAAUCAUUACCUAGCUGCAGAGGUGACCCUGGAUCAGCCUGGCCCGAUGCCUGACUUUAGUGCUGGCACUAGGCUCUGUUGUCUGCUGUUUCCUUUGCACAUGACUUGGCAGGCCUGUCCCUAGGAGGUAAAUUCCUGUGGCCUGUAUUCUUCUAGCUGGGGAGCAGGACAAGUCAGACAUGACCAGUGGCUUGAAGCCUCAGCCCACGCUGAGGAGUGCAGGGCCCUCCCUUCACAGGCCAAAUACUCUGUUCUCAGCAAGUCUUGACAUAAAGAUCCUUUUCCUCAGUGCCAAGCUCCUUGCAUCCCUAAACCCUGUCCCUUCCCACAGCCUCACUCCAAAGCAUGUCAUCUCCAUGGUCUGAAUCUGCUCUGAAUUUCUCUGUACAAGUCUAGUGACUUUUCAGAAAGGUUUCCUGGGCAUUUUGAAACAGGCACAGGGAGGCAACCGAGAGCUCUAGGCAGAGUGUGCUCAGUAACCUGCCACUUGUCAGCUACAUGCCCUCCUGCAGGCUAACCUCGCAAAGCCAAUACCCUAAUCAGACCCCUUGGGUUGUAAUGUGACCUUACUGAAUCUUGAGAGAAUCAGUCACCUCAUCCAGCAGGCCUGGGAUGCCGGGUGCCGUUGCUAGGUGACACCAUGCAGGUUCCUGUAGGAGCCACCCCACCCCAGCCUCAGCCUCCUGGGGAGCGGGCCCUUUCCCCAGGGGUCUCUCUUCACCUGGCUCCCUUCCCCUUUACCUUCCCCCACAUCCCAAUCACAUCCACCUGCCUUUGACCACAGUGUUCCCUAGUUCGGUUGCUCAGUGCUGAAUAUUCCUUUAGUAUUCUUAAUAGGUUAUCCCUUUACAUGACUCUCAAGCCAUGGAAAAUGCUUGUCCAUGUUGGUCUUCCUUGCAUCCAAGCAGCUUCUCACCUGCUGUCAGUUUGCUCAUUGCGCUUUCAGGGACCACUUCUGCAUGUACAAGUAAAUACAUACAUGUGUACACACACGUGUAAGCUUUUCUCCUUUCUGCUCAUGUGAUACCAGACUCUUCAUGUGGGAAAAACCACCUGAGAAGUCGGAAUGCCUACAAAAGGUGAGCCCAGGACUGGGAGGUAUUUUGGAAUCUUUCCUUUUCAGUAACCUAUUGACUGCAGUGUACCACAAUCCUAGCUUCUAUACAGAAACUGCAGCCCCUCCCUGACCCUUGCCAGAUACCAGGUAAUACCAAAGCGAACUUUUCAAGCAAGCUUCUGAUGUGUGACACUCAAGCACAGGAGGGGCCGCCCCUGCAGGGACCUGGACACCCAGGUGCUCGCCAUCUUUACCCAGUUCAAGUCACACCCAACAGUGACUUCUGGCUACAGCUGUCAGGGCGUCUCUGGUCAGCGCUUGUUUUUGAGGCAAGUUUGAGAAACAGUAGUAACUGAAGGCUGAGGCAGCCUAGCUCACCAGGCAGAUGUCUGACGCGCCAUCUUGGGAUUAACCAGAUCCACCGACCUGUCUGAGUCCAUCCAUCUGCGCUUCCUCCUCUCUGCUCCUGAUGCACACCACUCAUUUUCUCUUCACUUAGCAACAUUUCUCUCCAUUUAGCAACAAAUUACUCCACCAGUAAUCUUAUAUUUUUAAAGAAAAUUCAUUUUGCCCCUGCAGAUUAAAGUAGCUUCCUCUAGGCAGCCCUGAGGGGAGGAGGAGGGACUCCAGCCUUAGUCCUCACCACCUCUCUGUCAUGCACCCAGAAGCAGCCCAGGGCGCCCCAGGAUUAAGAAUACAACUCACCUCUGGUCUGAAACUUGACAAGGAACUGCACGUGAAACCUACCCAUCACCGGGCCCUUACCCAAUAGACUUGCCAUUGGUCGUGAAUAACUGUCUUGAGCUUGUAUGAUUCUGGUGGAAUUUGCAGUUGAAAAAGGAAAAUCGCCUGUACUAGACUAGUGAAGACUCCCAUGUGCCAUGGACUGUUUCUAUUUGAGUGAGAUUAUCAGGGAAAAUGGGAUUUGUGCAGUGAAUGUUACUGUCCUAGUUCAGCUUCACAGACCAAAUUAUUACAUGAUGGCAAGUUUUCUUGCUUAGACCACGCAUCUGUAUGUCUGGUUUACCAUUCCGUGCUCUCCUCUGUGACUAUAUGACCUGAGCACACCCUCUGCUCCAGAACACAAGCCCCGAACGGGGACCCCACCAGCAUCCAGAGGCUGGCCUGGCCUGAGCUCCUCUCCACUCCCUGCGCAGGUAAGGAGGCUGGAGGGGCUGUGCCUCCAGUCAGCUGUGCAGUCCCGUCUGCCCCCCCACCCCAGUCCCAGUAGUGCUGGUGGGUGCUAGGAUGCGCCCCCACAAUGGCCCUGUCUUCCAAGAGUGCUCCUGAUAACUCAUCUCUGGAUCAUUGCCAGGAAGGGGGUAGUUUCAUCUUGUAGUUCAGCUCAUCAGGAUUUAAUCACAAUUACUAGAGGUUGUGUAACUCCCUCAAAGUUUAUGAAAUGCUGAGCCUCAGGUUUCAUAGACAUUUGUACACUAAGAAUUCUGCAGCAGAAUAUUUUUAAACAUUCGCAGUUUUUGUAAGCUAUAUUUUUGUAUAUUUAAUUGCUAUUUUAAAAUUUUAAUGCAUUUUUUUGCUAAUUACUCGUUUUUAAGAGAUAUAACAUGCAUGUGAUCGACUUAAACAAAUGUAAAUAAAAAGCAGAUUUUGAAAAUACUUUGUGUUGUGCCUAUGGCCCCGAGCUCAGGAGCCUGCACCACUUAGCCAUUUAGCAAGAACUAAAAUGCCAAGGUGAAUGGAUCUGAUGGAAUGGAGCUGGUUACCAGCAUCAGGUGACUGUAAUGGAGGUGCUUCUGGACUAGCACCUCCUGUGGUGGGGUGCAGGUGGCGGUGAGUGCACCAAGGUGUGAGAAAGCAGAGAAUGGCCCCAUCUACCUCAUAGGCCUCGAGGGCGCAGACACAGCUGGACAGAGCAGCAGUCUCCUGAAGGUGGACAGCAGGGCUCAGAGGGAUUAAAGUGGCAGAACUAGCCUACACCCCACACUCUAGCUUACAGCCCAGGACUGAGCAUACCAAAUGUGUCGAGAAAAAUCACCUCGUUCCAAAGCUGUCCUGUGGCAGCUAUUGGAUGGCGCUCCUCACUAGACCCUCCAAGUCACCUACUGCCGCACCUUCAGGGAAUCCGCUGCUCUCAUGGCCAUUCGUGGCCCUGGGCCCAAAGCAGGACCCUCUUAAGCCUCUUAAUGCCCGUGCCUGGAGAGCUCUUCUCUCCCGUCCCUUGUAACACCCCUGCCAGCCCCCCGCCGCCACCCCCAGCACUCCUGUUUUCCCUAGUUGCUUCCUUCUCUGCCCUUCUGUUCUCAUUGUCCUUGUCGCUAAAACCUCACCGUCACGCUCAUCUUGCCAAACCCAACUGCCUAUUUGAUACAGAAUCGGGCAGUCCAAAAGCAGGUCUUCCCUCCGAGGUCUACAUGCCCUCACAGAACCCCCACACACCACAUUCUACUCACAUGGCAACCGUCAUCUCUCCAGUCCAUCUAGAUUUAGGUCAGGACCAAGAACACCGCCUCUAGGGGCAGGAAGGGCUCCCUGCAGCGGAGAGCAGACAGGAAGACAAGCACUCAGACAGGACUGGUAGUGGAAGACACAACUGGUAGUGGUUGUAACCAGGGUGCUGCCAAUGUGAUUGCAGGUUUACACGCAAGGCUGGAGGUAAGCUGGUAGGUGCGGGGACGAUGCCAGCACAGGUGCUGGACAAGGACAGGCCUCCCCAGAGAGCAGCUGGCUCUGGCUUCUUCCCUGCUGCUUUAUCCAGACCUGUGAAGUCACCUGCCUUGAGACAGCCGGGAGGAUCUAGGUAGUAAAGGGCUUGAGAUGCACAACUAUGGCACCAGCGAGGAGGUGGUGGCACUGUCUUUGGCGAUCGUGGUAGGAAAGGAGGUGCACCCACAAGGUAGGAAGAUGCGUGGAUGAGGGUUGUGGGUCAGGGCUGGAGGUGACUCAGGAAGCUGGGGGUGAGGGGCCGGGAGGGGCAGCAACGUGUAAGUCUGAGCUACGCCAUCUCACCGCUCCCUACAGUAUCCAGGCCUGCGCGGCCAGCAGCAGUAAACCGCAGCGCCUAUCCCUUCCAGGGCUGACCCGGCAAAGGGCCCUGGCCUAUGCUGCCCCCACGCGGCCGACACCGGGAGCGCGGAGGAAACGAGACAUCCGGGAGCGGCGCGCCAGC